AUGGACAAUGUUGACAAGGUUGGCUAUCCCAGUUUAGCUGCGUUUGUGGAGUUUGUUUCUCAGUUUGACAUGCCUAAUGGUGUAAGAGCAAACAAGAAAGAUGCAAAUGUUAUUGAGAUUGGCAGGCCUUUCAGUCCUGCCAUGUUUGGAAGUGUUCUGAAAAAAUUUACUCCUCAUGUAUCUAGUACCAUCUCAGGGAGGCCAAGGCAAGAAGAUGCACAGGAGUUUCUGAGUUUCGUCAUUGAUCAAAUGCAUGAUGAACUAGUUAAGCUUAAGGGACAAUUAUCAAGAGCGAAUGGGGGAAAAUCAUCUCUUAAUUAUUCUAAAGAAGAUAACGAAUGGAAGACAGUUGGCCGGGACAACAAAUCUGCAGUGACAAGAACUCAAACCUUCAUUCCAUCAGAGCUAAGUGAAAUUUUUGGAGGACAAUUGAGAAGUGUUGUGAGGGCAAGAGGACACAAAGCAUCUGAAACUGCUCAACCAUUUCUCUUGCUCCAGCUCAAUAUUGCCCAUGAAACUGUUCAUACUAUUGAAGAUGCUCGUCAUCUGUUUUCUGCACCCGAAACACCUGAUGAUUAUCGAAUAUCAACAGCCGAAAAGACUGAAGUUGUGGCUGCCAAAAAAUCUAUAAAGAUAGAGACACUCCCUAAGAUACUGAUAUUGCACUUAGUACGUUUUGACUAUGGAAUCUAUGGGAUGACCAAACUGAAUAAGCCAGUGGGAUUCCCUCUUGAAUUGGUGCUAAGUCGCGACUUACUUGUUUCUUCGACUACUGAGGGGCGAAGAUACGAACUUGUUUCAACGAUAACUCAUCAUGGAAGGGAAGCUUCGAGGGGCAUUAUACUGCUGAUGCGCGUUACUCUAAUGGUCAGUGGUUGCGUUUUAAUGAUGCAUCUGUCACUGCCAUCGGCACAAGCGAGGUGUUGCAUGAUCAGGCCUAUGUUCUCUUCUACAAACAAGUCAGAUGAUUAA
Molecule: messenger RNA, 972 nt
Organism: Ilex paraguariensis (yerba mate)
Lineage: Eukaryota; Viridiplantae; Streptophyta; Magnoliopsida; Aquifoliales; Aquifoliaceae
Source: the annotation of a GenBank genome assembly